GAGAGUAAAAAUAUUGCGUUUUGACGGUUUACGGUUAAAAUUUUGGCUAUUUGACAGAAGAUUACUCGAGGUUUCAUGGUCGAGAGCUUUAUCCCAUUUAUCUUCCACGUCAAGAUCUGAUAUGAGCCAAAGCAAGUGAAGCAUCUGGAAUUCCCAUCUCCAAAAGGUUCUUGAAGUUUUAUUCUGCUUUAUUUGGAGUGGGGUCUUAACCUUCCCGUAUCGCUAAGUCGCGUUGUUCUGCCCUUGCGCCAGUCCAUGGUCGCAUGGUAACCAAAAUCUAUUCACUGAUAAACAGAAAGCGUAAGAACUUCCGUUUGAGGUCAGCUUUUAUGAUUUGGUGGUAGAAUUCAAGAUUUUUCCCAUUCAAGCUUGGCAGUGUGAAUAUAUCUUAAACUUCACAUAGUCCUUCCUACCCUACACCUCUGUAUGAAACCUUAUGAAAGAUUGAUAUAUAUUUUGAAUUAUGCUUCCGACGGAUCUCUACCCUUCAUUCCGUCUUGCCCUUCGCGGGAAGGUAUGCCGGCAACAUUCAAUUAUAGAGGUUUCCAAACAUGAUCAGUUGACGACAUAUCGAGCCGGAGGAGAAGCACGGUUUCUAAUAGUGUGAACUAAUUUUAUCGCCUUGGUUUCAGUGACUGUCACGUACCAUGCUUGGGGAACUAUCACGAUUUAUCACGAUGACCCCCACAACACGGAAAUACAACACAUUUCCUAAACUGAUCUUGAUAAAGAUUUGGGAAGUGAGAAACAAACUGCAGCUAUAAAUUUGAAAGUAGAAAACUCUACAAGAAAAAUUAAUUUCAUUUAUAUGUAAGACAAAAGUGAAACAUCACGACCACAACUUUUAUUUACGUCCGUUCUGGAUUCUUGUAGAGCAAAUGAAUGGGCAAGUGAAGAGAUUAUGCUUCAUUAAACACGAAAAUAUCUCCUUCACAUUUUACACAUGAAAAAGUAAGUGAGACAAAUAAAACGGCCAAAAGAGACAUUUUUUACAUUUGGAAAACGAAAGACAAAACCAUUAGUAGUUUGUUCCCAAUAUGAAACAUACAUUGGAAUUAUGAAAUUCUCCUGUUUUUAUUUAAAUGUUUUUUUCCAAACAGCGUGAGAGGAGAACCAAGCCCAAUAAAAUUUCCAAUUUAAAAUUGAAAAUAUUAUUAUUCAAUAUCGGGCUCCUCGGAGAUAGGAAGGUGGCACGCUCUGAAAGAGAAUAAUUUAAUUGGUUUCAUUGCAAUCUAGAGUUUUCACCGCGUUCAUACACUUUGGUUUAUGACAUCCAGUUUAUGUAGAUGAUUUUAGAUCACUCAAGUCCACUCAGGAAGUGAAAAAUGUUUGCACGUCUUCACGCGGUCCAUUGUCAAAAGGGCUUGAAAUGAGGAAGAAAUGUGCUCACGUGAUUCGAGGAAUUGUGGGAAGUAAUUUGUGCUGACUCCUUCUCGUACGUUAUACGCUUUCUCCAUAAGGAUCCCCGCAAAAUGGAGUAAAUUGUACUGCGAGAAGUUCCACGGAUAAGCCAUGGAUUAUACAGAGGAAGAGGAAACUCUUCGGCUAAGUCCGAUACCGAGGGAUAUUCUGGCUCUGCCUGCGCGAGAGGUUCUUUCAUAUUCGAAAAUUCGUGAUCCUCUGUCACUUCAGCUGAACAUGGAGGGUGCUUUGAAAAAUUGGAAAGAUGUGGCCGAUAUGCUAGGGUAUUCUGCAGAGAAGAUUCUCGGCUAUUUCGCACAUAAUCCUAGACCAGGAUUACUUUUAUUGGAGGACUGGAUAUACAAAAGGAAUGGUAUUCUAGAGAAACUUGUGAAUAUCUUGAGCGAACUGGAGUUUUAUUCUUCUCAGGACGUAAUUUGCGAAUGUGUGGAAGAUUAUCAAAGAAAGCGUAGUAGUGAUGAUGAUGGAAUAGGUGAUGUACAGGGAAUCCAACUUGACGAUGGAGGUUGUUGUAUGAUUGAGGAAAUUUCAAUUGUUUCAACAACCAACUCGGACUGCACAGACCGCACUUCAUAUACAUCAUCAGAGUACUCGACAACUCCAAGCCCUCUACCAUCCACAGUUGUGAAAUCAAAGGAUAAGAGUUAUACGGGUAAAAUUAGGGGAGUAGGUUCAUAUUCAAGUAAGUGUGAUAGAGAACUGCAAGAGAAGAGCCCUAGUAGCACUAACUUACAAGUACCAAGCAGAGGUGCUGAAGGUGCCACUACUGCAGGCAAGCCUGGACUUUUUAGGUAUAGCUCUUGGUCACCAGACACACAUCUGGAGAAUGAAGAUCUGUUACAAUCUAACCAAGGUGAAAAGGACUAUAUGCAUUCAAAUUCCCAUGAACCAAAAAGUAAAUUGAAGGACAGAAAGAAAUCUUUUCGGAAAAAAAUUGCCCUCAUGUUUUCUACAAAGAGACACAAGAGAUCAUCUGAACCAUCCAACAGUGAAGGAAAGUCCUCAUUUGUGAGCUCUGGUGAAUCCAGUGUGGAUACAUCCAUGGUGACAUCAUUCACUGCAUCAUACUCUUACAGUGAAUCGGUCCAAAAUCCAAAAGAAAAUUUGUCUCCUCUGAAAGUAAAAGAAGCACGGAGGUUGUCAAAUUCAGACAGUGUGAGCUCAAGAGAAUCUGCAGCUUCCCCAACAUCCCCAGGGUACGAGUCAGGAUACACAUCAUCGCCAGAAGCCCCCACAGGCUCUGGAAAAACCAUCUCCAUCAUCCACUGUUCGCAACUGGAAGGAAAUGCCUUUGAAGGGGAGGUUUCUAAGUUGUACUAUCAUUUUAGCAAAAACUUGGGAUACAAGUGCCAUUUGGACAAGGUGGAGCUAGUCAAAGUUGCUGAAAACAUGUUCCGCUGGGCUGUGAAAAGUGUCCAGCAGAGUGAUUUUGUUUUCAUUUGUGUUUCUCCACAACUGAAAAGAAUUUUUGACUCACCCCACGAAGAAAUCAGUGGCAGUCUUGAAGAUGAUGAGGCAUGCAUGGUUCGGCUUGAAUCUGAUUUAAUAUUGGCUGAGCUUGCCACAAAUGCAAGCAACAGAAAAGGAAAGUACAUGACAAUUGUGCUGGAAGGAUCAUCCAAAAGAGAUGUGCCAGGCUUCCUGAACUUAUAUUUGAAGUACCGUUGGCCAGAUGACGAACGCAGAAUCAGGUGCAUAAUAGAAGGACUACCUGAGAUCAUUCCAGUACCUGUAAGCAGUGUCAAGACCGAUCCACCUCCUAAGGUGGUUGAGCCUGCCAAAAUUCCAAGUUGAGGGACGAAGAAACAAACAGGAUUUCUGUACCUGUUAGAGUCUCCCUGACAAGCAUUAUUUGGGGAACAGAGAAAGACAAAGAAGCCACCAAUUUUUUCAUUGUAGAUUGACAAUUGAUUUAAUUCAUACUUGGUGGGAGUAUGCAAAAUUAUAUGAUUGUAUACUGUAAAAAUACUGUACUGUACAUGUAGACAAGGGGUAAGAGCCCAGGAUUGUGUAGAUAUGUAUUCACUUCAUAAUACUAGCAUGGUAUCAUAAGUGAUAUCAAAGUAUAACAAAAUCUUGCUCAUGAUCAAGAUAUUUUAUUCCAGUUGCUACAUGUAUUUUAGAACUUCAGGUUUAAAUUAGGAAUGAAGCAAAUUGUAUAUCCUCUUUUUACUGAAUGAAAGGCUAUUGCAUAUUGACUUUUCAGUGCUUUUAAUCAUUGCUCUUCGCCAGAAUAUUUUUGUACUAAAAUUGUAGAGAGAAUUUCAGUACUGAUCAUUCAUGGAAGUAAUAAUGUUAAACUUCAUCUUCAUAUUUCAAUACACCUUUCUGUACAAUGUAAGAUCUUAAGAUUUUUUGAUUGAUUCCAUGUACAGGUCAUGAUAUUGUGUUGAGUGCAAGUGGUGUGGAUUUUUAUUCGGAUCAGAAAAUCAUCAUUUUGAACUGUUUUUGUCCAGAGUAUGGAAUAUCUUUAUUGAAAAAUGAAAUGCUUUUAAGAAGAUUCUGUACAUAUGUUUUCAGGAGGAAAGGAUGACUAAUUGUGUAGAUAAAAGCUAAGAUGCAUACAAUUGCUUCUGCUUGCUCAACUUGCAGGAAAGAGUGGCAUGGGAGAGAACAUGGGCUGUAUGAAAUAUGGUCCCACUACUCAAUAGUUAUUUGCUUCUGCUUGCUCAACUCGCAGGAAAGAGUGGCAUUGAAGAGAACAUGGACCGUAUGAAAUAUGGUCCCACUACUAAAAGUUUGCUACAUUUUGAGCUACAUGUUGUAGGCAUGAAGCAAUGCAGCCAUAGUGAAUGCUGUAAAAGCACACAUAUGUAAAGUUGACCGUAUAAAUUAUGUAUUUUGCAGAAUCAGGCUGAAUAGGUUCUUCAGCAGGUCCCGCACUGUUAUCUUUUUUGUACUGUGUGUCAUACAGUGAGGGUUCAGUUACUUUUAUAUAUAUGAUUGACCCAAAAAGUCAGCUUAUCUCAAAAAGCAGCAAGAAGCUAGUAAGUAAUGUACAGUUGCUACUCUUUGGAAUAAUUAUUUUCCCAAGGUGCAUUGAAUAUUUUACAAUAAUCCUAUGAGUCCCACAGUGUGUUAUUUCAAUGGUUCAUGGUUACAUUUUUCGUUCCUUUUGAUGCCUCGUGUUUUUAUUACUUUUUUUUUUUUUUUUUACUUGAAAUGCCCUGCUGGGCUUGAAGUAUUUAAAAAGCAUUGAUUUGACCAUUAAAUGGUCUCGUGAUCAAAUUCAAGCCUGCGUACGUUUUCACUAAGCCGUUUGCUGUGUGUUACUUUGUGUUUAAGAAUGUUGUUCAAGGAAGCUUUUCACUUUGCAUGAACCCUUGCAAGCCACUGUCUCAUAUUUCAUUCGUACUUAACUCUAAUUUUGUAAGGAGCAAUGGUCUUAAUAUACCAAAUAAUGACCGCGUCCAUGAUAUCUGAAUGUACAAAGUAAAUAUUGUGAUUAAACUCGGCUUUUCAAACUCCUUGGACAGGUGCUAUAGAAUGUCAAUCCUCAAUUAUACACAACCAGACAAUUGUACUCGCCCCUUAUGGUUUGAGAAGUUAUUCAUAUGUAAAUAUUGAUUUAAUUCA
Messenger RNA from Stylophora pistillata, 4998 nucleotides. RefSeq lists its product as uncharacterized. Gene Ontology annotation, molecular function: protein binding. Lineage: Eukaryota; Metazoa; Cnidaria; Anthozoa; Scleractinia; Pocilloporidae. The record is from RefSeq and is a predicted model, not a curated record. Gene Ontology annotation, biological process: signal transduction.